AUGAAUUUCGGGUACAGACAACCCACCGCCGCAGCAUCGUCGCUGUCCGCUGGACCGCCACCCGCAUAUCGUGGGCCCAAUACUGCUUCGUUUGACCAGCCGAGCAAGGCGGCGCAUGUGCAUGUAAAUGAAGAUGAGCUUCCACCGAUGCCGACGUGGGCCGAUGCACAGACCCGGCGGGUUGAGGAUCAUCAUGUCGAGCAUGAAGAGGUGGAAAUGGACAAUCUGCAGGGAAUUAGAGAUCAUUCUAAGAGUCCUCUACAUCACAAUCCACGAGUUUCGCCUGCACCGGUAGCUGGAGGGUUGUCACGCGGUAUGUCACGAGGCGGAUAUGAUCAGGUCCCUGGUACAUAUCCCAGUCCGCAUCCGAGUCCUCAGCCAAUGUACGAUGAAGGAUACUCUCCCAACGGAAAUACUCCCAACGGACAUGGAGGUGGUUAUGAUGGAGCACACCCCGGCAAUGCUAUGGGUGGGAACCUCAGCGAACAUGACGCAUACUUUAACCACGGCGAUCAAGGACAUUAUGGAGGUAACCAAGCGGACACGCAUUACUUCAACCAGAGUCCUCAUUCUCCUGGAGCCCAGUCACCUGGAUAUGGCCCGCCUGCCGCUGCGGGAUACGCCCCUCGUGCAUCGCCUGCACCAUAUCGCGGGUUCGAAAAUCAGCCUCCCCCCAGGGUACAGGUGCCCAACUUCAGCGGACCGCGCGCGUACAACCAAGCCUCAUCUCCCCGAUCCCCACCAGCCAUGGGAGGCGGCUUCUCACCCUACGACCAGCAACAACAACGCCAACCACCAGGCUACCCACAAACCCGCAGUCCCCCACCAGCCUCAAACGGAUACUCUCCAUACGACCAUCAACAGUCCGAUUAUUACCAUCCAACAACCCAAAGCCCACCACCAUUACAGCAGCAACAACAGGGUCAUCAAGCUCCUCAAGGCCAGUAUAGAGCAUUUUCGCCACAAAUAGCGUCUCCGCCUCCGCUCAAUCAGCAUCAUCAGGGUGGCUCUUUCCUAGAAGAUCCGGAUCAUCAGUCACCUAGCGGAGAGGACCGACCACCUAGUUUGUUGAUGGCUGGUCGACGACCAGCGCCGAAUACUCAUCGCGCUGUAUAA
Messenger RNA from Talaromyces amestolkiae, 1116 nucleotides. RefSeq lists its product as uncharacterized. The transcript has a single exon. The record is from RefSeq and is a predicted model, not a curated record. NCBI's taxonomy places the organism in Eukaryota, Fungi, Ascomycota, Eurotiomycetes, Eurotiales, Trichocomaceae. The coding region runs from base 1 to 1116 and encodes 371 amino acids.